AUGAGAGUCGAGAACCAAGCUUUGCUUCGGGUUUCAAUUGAGAUACACUACAACCGAGUAGUUCCUUGGGAGUGGGAAAGAUUAAGGCAAAAGGAAGCCCAUAAAAAACCUAUAACAACAUUUAAUGAGGUGGUAACAACGCCAGUGCAAUCGGGUUUAAACGAUAAACCGAGACCACAUGCAGUUCCAUUAAUUUACAGAAACCUCGAUCGGUUUAAAUGGCAACAGACUCUAGUAAUUGCUCCGCCAACUGGCUCUGUAUCUGAUAGAAGAAACGAAAGUUAUGGGGUUGGGCCCAUUUCUGGCAAUGGGCGUUGA
Messenger RNA from Dovyalis caffra, 318 nucleotides. The record is from the annotation of a GenBank genome assembly. Lineage: Eukaryota; Viridiplantae; Streptophyta; Magnoliopsida; Malpighiales; Salicaceae.